GGGAAACAUCUGGACCAUGAAGGUGGCCUUCAGAUUGCUUCUCCCGCUUGUUCUUGUGCUGAUCUCGGAGGUGAGCGGGCAGCGGAGGAAGCCUCCCCGGAAACCCACCCGCCCGCCUCCCGAGUUCGUCGAGCCUGUCGAGCCCACUGAGCUGCCUCCACCCCUGCCGCCGGGUCCCCCCUCCGUCUUCCCCGACUGCCCCCGAGAAUGCUACUGCCCCCCAGACUUCCCCUCUGCCCUUUACUGUGACAGCCGCAACCUGCGGAAGGUCCCCAUCAUCCCGUCCCGCAUCCACUACCUCUACCUCCAGAACAACUUCAUCGACGACCUCCCGGAGGAGUCCUUCAGGAACGCCACGGGGCUGAAAUGGGUCAACCUAGACAACAAUCGCAUCCGGAAGGUGGACAGGCGGGUCCUGGAGAAGCUGGAAAACCUCAUCUUCCUCUACAUGGAGAAGAACCAGCUCAAGGAGGUGCCUGCCUUCCUGCCACCCAACCUGGAGCAGCUGCGUCUGAGCAGGAACCAGAUCUCCAAGAUCCCUGCUGGGGUCUUCAACAAGCUGGAGAACCUGGUGCUCUUGGAUCUGCACCACAACAAGCUAAGCGAUGGGGUCUUCAACAAAAACACCUUCAAGGGACUCAAGAACCUCAUGCAGCUCAACCUUGCCCACAAUAUCCUGAGGAAAAUGCCCCCUGGGGUGCCCAGUGCCAUCCACCAGCUCUUCCUGGACAGGAACAACAUUGAGGACAUCCCCAGUGACUACUUCAAGGAGUUCCCCAACCUGGCAUUCAUCCGGCUCAACUACAACCAGAUCUCUGACAAGGGGCUCCCCAAGAACUCCUUCAACCUCACCAACUUGCUGGUGUUGCACCUGGCCCACAACAAGCUCACCAACGUCCCUUUCAUCAGCCCCAAGCUGGAGCACCUCUACCUGAAUAACAACUCCAUUGAAAAAAUCAACGGGACGCAGAUCUGCCCCACCUCGCUGAUGUCCAUCCACGAUUUCUCCCUCUCCAACCUGGACAGCGUGCCCCGGCUCCGGUACCUGCGGUUGGACGGGAACCUCCUGAAACCCCCCAUCCCCUUGGACCUCAUGAUGUGUUUCCGCCUCCUGCAGUCCGUGGUUUUCUAGCCCUGCCCAGCAGCACGCCUCUCCCAGGACUUGGCUUUGCACAGAGACUCGGCCCCCGUCGGUAUUUGACACCUGGGACCCUCUUUGCCACCCUCUCCCCCUGCUCAACACCUCGCCUCCGUCCCCCUUGCCCUUCCCCCUUUCCUCCCCUGCAGUGG
Messenger RNA from Leptosomus discolor (cuckoo roller), 1290 nucleotides. It is a transcript of the gene PRELP, whose product is annotated as proline and arginine rich end leucine rich repeat protein. Gene Ontology annotation, cellular component: extracellular exosome. NCBI's taxonomy places the organism in Eukaryota, Metazoa, Chordata, Aves, Leptosomiformes, Leptosomidae. Gene Ontology annotation, molecular function: protein binding; heparin binding. The record is from RefSeq and is a predicted model, not a curated record.